This is a messenger RNA of Juglans regia (Persian walnut), 1402 nucleotides long. Its product is annotated as RNA exonuclease 4-like. The record is from RefSeq and is a predicted model, not a curated record. NCBI's taxonomy places the organism in Eukaryota, Viridiplantae, Streptophyta, Magnoliopsida, Fagales, Juglandaceae. The transcript is spliced from 7 exons. The coding region runs from base 106 to 1188 and encodes 360 amino acids. Gene Ontology annotation, molecular function: nucleic acid binding; 3'-5' exonuclease activity. Gene Ontology annotation, cellular component: nucleus. Gene Ontology annotation, biological process: rRNA processing.
GCCAGUAAUAUAAAUACCUUCCCUUCCUUACCGUGUUUUCCACAAGCCCACAUUCUUCGAUCUUCUCUUGAUCAGUAGAAACCACUAAUUUUUUGCAACUCUAUCAUGGACUGCAGAAAUGAGUCAUCGGAAACUCUCAGGAACAAGUGUGCAGCAUGCUUCAGACAAUUCAACAAAAUUGAGCACCUCGUGGAGCACAUGAGGAUCUCAUAUCAUUCGGUUCAUGAACCUAUUUGUGGAAUCUGUAAGAAACACUGCAGGUCCUUUGAAUCUCUCAGAGAACAUCUUAUAGGGCCAUUGCCAAAACAAGAAUGUAAAAACAUUUUCAACAUCCGAGGAUGCAGAUUCUGUUUAGUUAUCCUUGAUAGCUCUAAUGCUCGAUGGAAUCACCAAGAGAGAUGCCAAUUCUCGAGCCUUAGUGCUGGGCUACUCGCACGCAUGGCUAACUUGGGCAUUCGUGACAAUUUGACUAUCGAUAAUGGCGGUACAAGAUCUGGGCCACAAGUAGUUGCACUGGCUUGUAAAAUGGUUGGCGGUGGCAGUGAUGGCUCCCUAGAUCUGUGUGCAAGGGUCUGCUUGAUUGAUGAAUCUGAAAACAUAAUUUUCCAUACUUAUGUUAAGCCACCAAUUCCAGUCACGAACUAUAGGUAUGAAACAACAGGCAUUAGACCAGAAUAUUUAAGGGAUGCAAUGCCACUUAGACAAGUACAGAGGAAGAUUCAAGACUUCCUCUGCAAUGGGGAACCAAUGUGGAAGAUUCGACCCAAAGGUGGAAACGCCAGGAUUCUUGUGGGUCAUGGUUUGGAUCAUGACCUUGACCGUUUGCAGAUUGAAUAUCCAGCAGUUAUGAUCAGGGAUACUUCAAAAUAUCCUCCUUUGAUGAAAACAAGCAAGCUCAGCAACUCACUCAAGUAUUUAACACAAGCAUAUCUUGGAUAUGACAUUCAAACUGGCAUACAAGAUCCUUAUGAGGAUUGUGUAGCAACAAUGAGGCUUUACACUAGAAUGAGAUCCCAAGCUCAUAAAAUAGAGUAUCCGCUGGUUUCUGACCCACAAAAUCGAAAUACCUUUCCAUCGUGGAGGCAAACUGAGCUUGAAAGGAUGACCCCAGAACAAAUGCUGGAAAUCUCGAGGUCGGAUUACUAUUGUUGGUGCUUGGAUUCCCGGGAUACUACUUCAGCUUAUUGAUCAACGCAUGCAGAGUACUCCAGCCUUAUAAAUAAAUUAGAACUGAUCAUCGAUGGAGAGGAUCACAAGUACUUUACACAUGACCAAGUACUUAUAAUUGCUCAAUGCAUUAUUACUAGAAAUAAGAAUAAAAUGGGAAGAUCAAUAUAUAAUAUAUAUAUAUAUGUAUUUCCACAAUAUGCUAGUCAUGAGAUUAAUACUACUUGUACUAUAU